This is a messenger RNA of Trichosurus vulpecula (common brushtail), 684 nucleotides long. Its product is annotated as elongation factor 1-beta-like. Gene Ontology annotation, molecular function: guanyl-nucleotide exchange factor activity; translation elongation factor activity; structural constituent of ribosome. Gene Ontology annotation, cellular component: cytosol; ribosome. Gene Ontology annotation, biological process: translational elongation; translation. The record is from RefSeq and is a predicted model, not a curated record. The coding region runs from base 1 to 684 and encodes 227 amino acids. NCBI's taxonomy places the organism in Eukaryota, Metazoa, Chordata, Mammalia, Diprotodontia, Phalangeridae. The transcript is spliced from 3 exons.
AUGACCGUCUAUCAGGUCCCCCACAGGAUAGCUCCCACAGAGAAAGGGGGAGAGAAAAAGGGACAUUCUGCCAUCAAUGAGGUGUUAACCAGAGAGUAUACCUUCAACAUUCAUAAGAGGCUUCAUGGAGUAGGCUUUGAAAAGCAAGCUCCUAGGGCUCUAAAGGAAAUCCGCAAAUUUGCCAUGAAAGAAAUGGGAACUCCAGAUAAUAAGCUUGCCAGGAAUAAAGAGGCUUUUGGGAAGUAUGGGUGGUCUGCUGAUGUAGAAGAUACCACCAGAAGUGGAGCUACAGAUAGCAAAGAUGAUGACAACAUUGAUCUCUUUGGGUCUGAUGAGGAGGAGGAAAGUGAAGAAGCAAAGAAACUAGAACUCCUUGCUCAGUAUGAAUCAAAGAAACCAAAAAAAUCUGUAGUUGUUGCCAAGUCUUCCAUUUUACUGGAUGUAAAACCUUGGGAUAAUGAGACAGAUAUGGCAAAACUGGAGGAAUGUGUCAGAAGCAUUCAGACAGAUGGCUUGGUCUGGGGAUCUUCUAAACUAGGUCUAGUGGGAUACGAUAUCAAGAAACUUCAGAUACAAUGUGUAGCUGAAGAUGAUAAAGUUGGGACAGAUAUGCUGGAAGAACGGAUAACUGCCUUUGAAGACUAUGUGCAAUCCAUGGAUGUUGCUGCCUUCAAUAAUAUCUAA